Beta vulgaris subsp. vulgaris (sugar beet) is the source of this 4073-nucleotide messenger RNA. RefSeq lists its product as uncharacterized. The record is from RefSeq and is a predicted model, not a curated record. The transcript is spliced from 5 exons. The coding region runs from base 412 to 3945 and encodes 1177 amino acids. NCBI's taxonomy places the organism in Eukaryota, Viridiplantae, Streptophyta, Magnoliopsida, Caryophyllales, Amaranthaceae.
UAAAACAAAAAAAACCCUCUCUCUCUCUCCUCCACAUCCAUUCUCUCUCCUCUUUUUUUUUUCUCGAUCUAUCUUUCGCUGAGUUUUUCCGUCGCCGGAUUUUUUCUCCGGCGAUUUAUACUCUAUUCCGGUCACCGGAGAUUCGAUUCGUCGGUGUUUUUUCGGCUCAUAUUGUUAUUGCAACGCUGCGUUUUGUUGUUCAUUGUUGUUGUGUUUUUUUUUCGAAAUUAGGGUUUCAGUCAACUUCAAAUCGAUUUUCGAGAUUCGCCUUGCUCGGAGGAUAGAGAUUCGAAGGUUUUGUAAUGUGCGAAUGUUGUUUAUUUGUUAGCAGCAUUUGUUGAUUUGAGAAAAAAAAAUUAGGGUUUGGGAAGAGAAAAAAGGGUUUUUGUGAAAGUUGAAGAAAUAGGGAAAAUGCCGAGAAGUUCGCGACAUAAAUCUAGCAAACAUAGUUCGAGGGAAGUUAGGGAUUACUCUGAUUCAGAGAAAGAAUCUGGCUUGAAGGAGAAGAAGGGGAGAGAUGAUGGUGGAAGUAAUAGUAGUAGUAGGCAUUUGAAGGAAUCGAUUUCGGGUGAGAAGCGGAAGAUUGAUUCGAAAUCGGUGGAUAGUAGUGUGAAGGAUUUGAGUGGUGGUAUUGUCAAUGUUGAUUAUGUGGAUGAGUAUGUUGCUUCUUCUUCGUCGUCGAAGAAGCGGAAAGAGAAGGAAGAUGAUGACCGUUGGACUGGAGGUGAUAACAACGAGCAUGAUUUGUCGAAGAGUGAUUCGAAGAGGUCGAGUAGAAGAGAUGAGAGCUUAGCGGCGGGUUUCGAUGGGGAAGAAGGUAAGAGAAGUGGGAGUAAGGUUGAAUCAAAGCACCAUAGGUCUGAAAGGAAAGAGAGGAGUGAGAAAGAAGGAGUUUCGGACCGCGAUAAGAAGAGUAGUAAAAGUGAGAGAUUAAUUGAUGUUGUUACAGGGAAUGAAAAUGUAGGUAAUGAAGGGAACAGAAAACAGGGAAAUGGAGAGGAUCGUGGAGGAAAGCAUGGUGUUGGUAAUACUGUCUAUAACAUACAAGAGGAGGUUCGUAAGCCUGAAGCAGAGAAAGAUCUUGAUAGACGAGUUAGAAGGAAAAGAGAUGGUUCCGGCGACGGGGACAAGCAUCAGGAUGCUGCCCGAGAACUGGAUGAUCGAAAGUUAUCUUCAAGGGAUGAUAUUAUGAGGUCAGGAAAACACAAGGAUGAAGGCCAUAAGGAUGAGAGAAUAAGAGAUAGAUACCAAGAUGAUGUAGACAGGGAUAAUCGAGUUUCAAGGGAGAAUACCAGUGGCAGGUCUGAGGAUAAGCAUCUAAAGAAUGAGAAAAAGGAUUUGGAUGUAUCUGAAAAGAAAUCUAAGGCCCAUGGUAGCGAACAUGACCGAGAGCCAGAACGAGAGCGGGAUCGUGAUCGAGACCGUGAUCAUGAGCGGGAUAGAGUCAGGGAUCGUGACCGAGACCGAGAACGAGACCGUCCCCGUCAUGACCGUGAACGUGACCGGGAUCACGAUGACCGGGACCAUGACCUUGAUCGUGAUAGGGAUCGAGAUCGGGACCUUGAACGUGUCUAUGAGCGAGAUCGUGAAUUUGACCGGGACAGGGAACGUGGUCGUGAUCGUGAUCGAUAUCAGCGUGAACGUGAUAGAGAGCGAAUUCGUGAUCGUGAUCAUAACCAUGAUCGAGGUCGUGAACGGGAUUAUGAUCAUGAAUAUGGCACUCAUGUUGAUGACAAAGGUUCUAGGUACAAGGAUGAUAGAGGAAGGAGAAGAUCUCCAGAUGGAUAUGAUGAGUUUCAUGGUGAUAAAUCUAGAAGAUUAGAGUCAGAGGCUGACAAGGAUCGAUCUUUAUCACGAAAAGCUAACGUAGACAGUGUAACAAGCAGCAGUCGUCGUAGGGCCUCACCGAGCUCCAGGGCUUAUGUUAGUACAGAUAAAUACAGAGAUGGUAUCCAAGAUGAGACCAAGUAUGGAGAUUCCAUGAGAGAAGGCACUACAUCUGAGACAUUCGAUAAAGUUCCCAAGUACCGGUCUGGGGAUAAGCGCACCAAGUUUGAUGAGAAUCACAUUGGAGAAUUGUCUGAAAGAUCUCCGAGUGCCAAAGCAUCCCCUGCAGGUUUGAAGGAAAGAUCUCCUUCAACUAGUGUUGAUCGUAGAUUUCAGAAUAGAACUACCAGGAGAAGGAGCCUUGAUGUUGAUGAGGCUGAGAGGAGGAGUAGUGGUUCCAAUGACAUAAGAGAUGUUUCUGUUAAUGAGGAACGUCAGGGUAGAGAUUUUUCUGCAAAAAAGCCUACAGUGGAGGAGUAUCCUCCUGCAGAUUCUCCCUUUCACCAUAAAUCCAGUCAGGGUAAUAUUUCUUCUCAUGUUCCUGGUCCAUCUGGGUACAGGACUGGAGCUGACAGCCCAUCUUUUAUGGGAUCAUUAGGAGAAGACGCUAGAGGUCACUCAGGAAGUCGUUACAGGAGAAGUGUUGAUAAUAAUGUAGGAAGAGGGCCUGGAAAUGCUUGGAAAGGUGCUCCUAACUGGCCUUCACCAUUACCUAAUGGCUUCUUGCCCUUCCCACCUGGUCCUCCUGGGCCACAUCAUGGGGGGUUUCCACCGAUGCUCUCUCAAUUUCCCAUGUUUAGGCCUUCUUUGGACAUGAACCACCCCGGGAUGCCUUAUCAUAUGCCUGAUGCGGACCGCUUUUCUGGUCAUGUACGACCUAUAGGAUGGCAGAACAUGAUUGAUGGACCCGUUCCUCCUCAUUUCCAUGGAUGGGAUGCAAGUAACGGUGUCCUCAGGGAAGAAUCUGCCAUGUAUGGGCCUGGGCAUCUAGCCAAUGCUCAAAGAAGGGACAUGAAUGCUGAUAUGUGGAAACUAAAUGGUGAUAUGAAUAUGGAUGUGACCUCUAUGUCUCAGAAAGACAGUCAUAUGGUUAAAGCAUCUAUGGAAGAAGCUUCUUCUGCACAGGGUCCUUCAAGGCCUCCUGCUGAAAGUAGUUGCCUUGAUGAGGGGACAAGUCCUAAGAUGAAUACGUCAAGUGGUCCAUCAUUAACAAAGGAAAUUCCGGUGACUCCGGCUAAGGGGACUACUGAGAAGACUCCUGAUUCAUCUAGUGUUGAUGAUUCUGCACAUUCAGUGCGUGCUUAUCUUGCUAAGCUUGAUAUAUCAAUAGAUAUGGCGGAUCCAGAAUUGUAUAAUCAGUUCAUUAACCUUGCUGAUAAGGGACAGUCUGAAUUUCUUGAAGAAUCAGAUGCUGAACGUAUGGAGGAGAAGGCACUUGAUGAGUCGGAUAUUGUUAAUGUGACUAUGGGCUGGACAUUUUUCCCUGCUGUCAAAGAUUCCAUAUUUCAGAAUGCAAUGGAUCUAUACAAAGCACAGAGCACUAAUAGAAGACCGUCUUUCAUACCUAAUGGGGAGAAUUUGCAUAGCCCAUCGGCUUCCGAGGUUGAGGUAGAAGAGAUUUCUGUUGUGGAGGAGAAAGUAGACCGUCUUAUUGAUUGUAGUGUCAAAAAAGAAGAGUUAAGUUCGGUGGUUCCAGAAAUCGAUUCCACCACGCCUAUGAUGAAAGUAGAAGAGCCUGUUUCUUUAAUCGGCGAUGAAGAGUUAAACAGUGGACCCUUGCGGAGUGCUGAGAUGGUCCUUGAUCUCAGUGAUCAAGCACCCGUCCUUGUGGUGGAGAAAAUGGACGAAGAUAGUAUUGUUGACAAGGGACUCUUGUCUGUUGAGACUAAUUGCUCUGAUGCCAUUGAAUUGAACACCGACAGAGAGAUUGUUGGUAAUGGUGGUAAGAGAGGCAGUGCUGAGUCCGCUUCUGAUGAGCAAUUGGAUGUUUCUGUAAGUGGUCCUUUAGUUUUGUCCAAUGAUUCUGUUAAAGUUUGUGAGACAUUAAUCUCGGUGUCGAAUGAGUCGGAUUCGGUAAUUUUGAGUCGGAUACAUCAUGCUUCUGAAAGUACACAUUGAAACAAUUUUUUUUUUGCUAUAUUUUUAUGUUGCGUUUCAUUCUGAGCAAUUUUCAGUUUAUCCAUCUUUUCAUAUUUCUCUUGAUAAAGAGAGUGUUAUCGAAGGAAUAAAAUCAAAAUCAAAAUGCA